AUGACCGCCAAUAUCUUCCGUUGUAAAGGACAGAACAAGCAAGCGUACCAACCUUAUGUUCUAUACAAUAAAGACUAUAAACCAAUAACACUUAAACACACGAACCCACAGCAUAGCAACAUAGCAAAUAACCAUGCAUAUAAAGGUGUUUCCGUGCAUAACAUUAACGGGAAAAUUGAAAGCAUGCCGGCGAGCGCGAAUAGCUUGUUCAAGAUGGCGCUGUGUGCACGGCGUGCCGGCGCGGUAGCGUCAUCGGCGCGCGCUUGUUUCAAAUUCGCUGAGACUUGCGAGUUUUGCAACUCAGACGCCGCGCCCGAGGAAGUUUCCUCUACUGAGGCGGCAAAAGAAUCGCCAGUGAAGAAAUCUCCCGCCAAAAAGGUCGCGGAGCCCGAAAGCAAUGGUAAGGAAGAAAAUGGCAGCGGAGACGCGCCAGAAGAAACACCAGCUGAAAACGGAGACGAAGACAGCAAUGACGCCGUUGAAAACGGUGAUGCAGUCGAAGAAAAGAAGGAAGCUGGUGUCAAAAGGAAAUCUGUAGCAACAGACAACGGUGACUCUGAAAAGACUACACCAGAGAAGAAGUCGAAAGUGGUAGAAGAGGCUCCACCCGCAGAGGAAGAGGCGGCCUAA
This is a messenger RNA of Danaus chrysippus (African queen), 630 nucleotides long. The record is from the annotation of a GenBank genome assembly. Lineage: Eukaryota; Metazoa; Arthropoda; Insecta; Lepidoptera; Nymphalidae.